UUUUUUGCUCGGGGUUGGGUUGGUUUGGAAUUCCCAGAGGAUGGCAGCUGUCUAAAGGAAGGAGCUGCGCCGAUCAACGCAAGGCUCUGAACCAUGGUCCGGUUCAAGGAUUCUAUAUAAAGAUGGAUGGCCGAGAAUUCAUGAACAUGCCCCCCUUAGGGCUGCCAGGCCUGCCACUGGAGCCCGGCCGUGUUUCCUCUGGAGCAGCUGGUGGGCGCCUUAUUCCAUCAACAGGCCAAUUGCCGCCAUUUUGCACAGCAAAGUAUUUCCCCACACCUCUCGGUUUACACUCGCAGCCAGGCUAUCCCCACCUCGGAAGAACUGUGUACCAUUCCUACAUUCCUCUAAGUCACCUGGAAUCCUCUACAGGUGGUAGCCCUCUACUGACUCAUAUGGGGCCACGGAAUCAUCUGAUUGAUCCUCCAAAAGAUGGGUUUUGCUUCUCUGCUCCAAUGUCAACAUAUCAUCCACGGGCAUCCAUGGGGAAGACUUCCACAAACCAGACACAGAGUUCCCGUUUGAAUGAGAGCGAUGCUUUGUGUCACUCCUACAAGAAUUCAAGAGAGGCUUCCAAAGACUCUAAGGAGAGGUUUUACAGAAAUGAACUGUUAUGCAACUCUCAGCUGAUGGGCACAUCAAAAAAGGAUGGCCGGCUAUCUGAGGAGGCACUUCCUGGUGAAAUGGCUGAUUAUGAUUCAGAGACUAAAGUGGAAAAAGAGCGGAAGAAAAGUGGUCUUCCUAGGGUGCCUAAGAUUGGGGACCAUGUUUCUUCAUUCAUUUCUGAUCAAGCUCGGAUCCAUUGGUCAGGAAGCAGUGAAAAGUCUUCACACACUCUUCCGACUUCUCUAAGUAGUUGUAAUCAUGGCAGUGAUUCAUUUGUUAAAACACUUAGCUCUGAGGAUGACAGAUGUGUCAGAGAUGCAAGCAGGCAUGAUGAAAACGUAAGGACUUUGUUACCUGCAAAUUUAAGUCGAGCAAAACGUAGUGACUCUGCUGUGACACCAGCUAAGACUUUAAAUGUGUUGUGCAGCUGCUCUUCAUUACAUCCCUCAAAUUUGUUAUGUAAAAUAGGCUCCUCUUCCCCAGUGCCUGCACAGCCUCUCCACACUUCCAUGUACAACAUCAAACUACACAACAAGGACAGUGAUAAGAUAAAGACUAUAGUAGCACCAACUUGUGAACCUCGUUAUGAGGUAUUGAAGGAACAGAAUAAUUCUUCACCAGUUGGCUACCAAAUCCAUGACUUUAAGGGAAAAGAAGUUGGCAAGCUGGAUGAAAAGGCGGAAUUCUCAUAUUCAAAUUUUCUCCAGGACGUUUCUAACAAUGAACCUAAAAGGGUGGAGGUAUUUAGGGAGAAGGGGUCUGUAAUUUGCUGUAACUCCUCCGUAAAAAGCCAUGGUGUAUCGGAUUCCUUAAUAGACACUCCCACAUUUAACUCUUUACAAAAAACAUUCGUAUCUGCCAAGGAUGCUGGUGCUACCUACUGCAGGCAAGGUGACCAUUCUAAAGAAAAAUGCAAGAUUUCUGGGUUUUUAGAUUCUCAUCAGCACACAGGACAUUCCGUUGCCAACAUCCCAGAACAAAAAGCAAAACAUUUAGAAAUCAGUGAUAUGUCUUCACAAAGGGAUGGUUCACCAGCACAACAUUUCACAAGUCAUGGAAAAGAGGAAGCAAAGAAACUGUGUACAGAAACAAAGACUUUGGGUUCCAACAAAGCCCUUUCUGAUUUCUCUUAUCCGUCGAGUCACUCUGAGGGCUGUGCCAUGCAGAGCCUUAUUAAAUACAGUGGGAACUUUGAGAAAGAGGCAGCUUUUUGGAAAAGUAGCGACAAAAAAAGCCCCUUUGGGGGACUUGGAAGCAUGAAGUUGAAUGAGUCUCAAGGAAAAACUGCAAAGGGGCAAAGUGUGUCCCAUCAAGAUGUUAAGAGAGACCCAGAUAGACCUGGAAGUACUAAAUCAUUUACAAAGGAUACAGUGGGUUUCCAAGGAGAAGUAGAAGUGCGUAAUCCACCUGUAGGAAUUGCCGUGGCUGUUGCCCGACAGAAGGACAAUAAUGGAAAUAAAUCUGUCUCAUCUAAAGGACAUGCCAGUGACGAGAAUGGGGAUGAGCAGAUUAGAAACUGCAAUGAAAGAGUUCGAAUGGAAAGAAUGGACAGGGAACAUGCAGCAUUGCUUCGAGAAAACAAAGAUCUUCCAGACAUUUCCCAAAUGCAUCCAGCGGGAUGUGCAGCUAUUGGUCUGAGCUCUAAUCUGAUGGUAACGGGAGGUCCAGCACUUUCAGGGCCUUGGACUUCUUCUGAUUCUACCUCACACUUGACAGCUCAUCCAUGGCUUUCCAGUGGAAUCUUGCCUUGUAUGUGGCAUGCUGACAACCCCUAUGGUUUGGCCCACCCUACUCUUCAUCAAGGAAUAAAUCCAGCAGUUCCUCCUGGGGUGCCUGCAUCUUUUCCUUCUGCUUACAGCUUUGCAAGAGAUCCACAGAACGGACAGAUUGUGGUGAUUCCUGCUGAACAUUUAUCAAAUUUUGCAGAAAUAUUGGACCGAACAUCAUCCCUCUGGCCUUCUAUGUAUUCUUCACCACAUAGUUCACUGCAGCAUGCACAUCAUCUACAGCUCUUUUCUCAACACCAGCUUAUGCGACAACAUGAACUAUACAUGCUGCUGCAACAGCAGGCAGUUCACUCUAUAGAUCUACACAGAAGUGCUCAGCUGGAAACUCUGGAAUCACACAGAAAUGAACAAGUAGAUACUAUAGAAUUACAGAGAAAUACGCAACUAGAUAUGCUAGAAAUGCAGAGAAGUGCCCAAAUUGAAAUGAAAGCACUGCAUAGGAGAAAUCACCUUGAAUCUCAACAGUACCAUAGAAGUGAACAUUGUAUGGAGCCAGCAAAAAUAGCUGAGGAAAGAACUGUGGAGCACACAUCAGUAGCCAGACAUCCAAGCCCACUAUGCAGCUCCGGGUCGGUGCAGAAGAAAGAAAUUUCUCAGGCAUCCUCGCCAUCCUGUGUCAAAGCGUUUAAUCUCUCACCCAUUCCUCUCAAAUCAUUUCCAUUGUCAAACAAACGUGAAGAAAUGACACGGCAAAGGCAUGAUAUCCACACAUCUAAAAAUCCUGAUUUGCAUCCUGUGGUGUCUGCUAAUAUUUUGCCAACCAAAGUGGAGGAUAAUGAAGAGUUGGCAAAAGAUAUGAUUAUAAAGCAGGACUCCUCUCCAAAUGAAGAUACCACCCAAGGAUUUCCAUUCCAGUCUCUUUCACCUUCCGUGCGACCUCUGUCUUAUAUAACCUAUUCACAUGAGGUUUCGGAUGAAGAGAGUUUUGUGCCAAUUGUCAAACCACCUGAAUUAAGCACAGAGAGCUCUGAACUCUAUUUGAAUUCAAGUGAAAAAAUGGACAACACAAUUAAAGUAGAAAAUGUAUCUACUAUUAGAUGCCGAGAAAGUCUCCAAGAUGAAAGUGAAUCUUUCUCAGAGCCUGUAGAAUGUCAGAAAGGUCUUGUACAAGAAAUUAAAACUAUGGAUAUGGAAGAAGACCAUAUAUCUAGUGUGGAAAACAUAACCUCUUGCAUUUCUGAGACAAAUCUGAACACUGGAAAAGAGACUUGUUCAACUCAAACUGACUUUACUGACACAUUAAACCAAGAUGAAAAUUGUAAAAUUAAUAUGAUCAUCAUACCACAAGGUGUUUUACCGCCUCACUCAACAAUUGAGUUGAUGGAUAACAACAGUAUGGGUAUUGGUAAAGAAUAUACAGAAGAAGACACAGAUGAAAUGUUCAGUUACAGAAGUGAAAAUGUGUCUGGUGAACCUAAUGACAUAAGCUCUGCAGAUGUCAAAACUGGAGAUCCAUUGGCUGGUAUAAAUGUUCUACUUGCAGCAACAGAAAUGCCUGAGGCCAGCUCUCUGCUCCCUACAAGCACCGUAAUACUGACUCCUGACCUGACUUUAGACCGUACUUUAUUGCAUGGCAUUAUGCUACUGAGUGAAAUGGCUGAACUUGAACUUGAAAAAAGAAAACAAGUGGACAGCCUGCAAAGUUACCAUGCAAGACCAUCCCUUGAAAGUCUUUUGGCUGCUAGUACCCAAAUGUUGAUGGAGGUCCUUUCUUCCCCAGCCCUGGAUGGAUUGAAACCUGAAUCUAUCAAAUUACCCCGAGAACUAUCUCAUAAUAAAAAGUAUAGUUGGAAGCAUGAAAAAAAUAAUCCACAUUUUUCCCUCACAUCUGCUAUUGAGGUCAUGGACUCGGUAGAACUGGACUGUAGGGUAAGGCUUGCAGAGUUACAAAGGCAAUACAAAGAAAAGCAAAGGGAAUUGGCAAAGCUGCAGAGAAGGGGAGACUCAGAUGACAAGACUGAUGAAAGGACUAAGAUCAUGUCAAGGAGAGGCCCUGGGAGGCCUAAGAAAAGAAAGCAUGGAAACAGUCCUUUGUUUCUCAAAGAAGAGAGGAUGAAAAACAGCAGCAACAGAAGGUUAGAGAAACGUGUUUUGCUUUCGGAAAGCGUUAAGACUGGCAGCUUUUUCAGGAGGUCAUUGCUGAAUGUUUCGGAAGUUGAUGAAAUGGAAAAUGGAACUGGGGAUGUGAAAGGCAGGCUACAUAGUCAGGAGGAGAACGACAGAACAUCAGGUUACAUAUAUGAGUUUACAGAUCAUAAUGGAAGGAAGCAGAGAGAUGCAAGACACUUAAAGAAUAUUUCGCCCUCAGACUUCAAGCAAAUGUGCAGUAUUCACCUUUCAAGGACGUUGUCAAAAGAAGAUACGGAUACAGAUGAGGAUGAAAAUUUUUUAAGGAAUGAGUGGUCCUCCCAGUCCAGGCCACUGCAAUAUAGUAUGUGCAGUAUGCUGUCCCGAAAAAUGAGGAAUUUUGAACAUUCACCAUCUCCAGAACGGAUCUCUUCAUGCUAUAGAACUGGCAAAUAUAAGUCAGUCAGCAGAAACAAGCAGUUUCGUUUGCUCUUAAUGGAUCGAGAGGCUGGGUUAUCAUUCAGUGAUUCAACGGAGGACUCAUUUGACCAAGGGCUCCACAUAACCAGUUCUUACAGACACUGGCUUCUUAAGUCCCGAGCCCUAGAAGUGCUAAAAUCUGAUUUCAGUUCAGAAGAGGAGGAUGAUGAUUUCUUUGAUUAUGAUGGAGAGCAUUUGUCUAGUCCACACAUGGAAGAUAAUGGACUGGGUCUUCUUGCGCGAUUUGCUGCCAGUGUGGAGCCCAGCCCACUGCCACCGCUAGCAAAUAUUCAGUUGGAAGAGAAAGAAAACAAUGACGAGGAGAAACAAAGUUUUAUUGGCACAGAAUUUGAAGAUACAGAUUCGGAGUGUGAGGAUAAAAUUGACCCAAAGCCCUCAGCUACAUUAAAAUUUGCCAACUCAAGCGUAGCCAAUUCUACAGUAUCUGGAGCUUCAUCAGAAGACAAAUCUAGUCCUAACCUUUCUGAAAAAGGAAAAAUGAUAAACAAGGCAAGAAAAUAUAAAAAAUUUAAAUCCACAAAAGAUCACAGCCAAGAACUCCGGGCUGAGGUCAGCGACGAUGACCUUUGGAGCCGCCGCCGAAGUGAGCGUAUAUUUCUACAUGGUUCUGUCAGUUGUCCCUCUAUGCUUUCUGCUGUGAAUUCAAGUAAUAGUUCUGUGCCUAAAGCUAUGCGCUAUAGCAAAGUGACAAGCUCCAAAAAGGGGAAAGAACAAAAAGAAAAGAAGAAAAGAGUGAAGGAGUCUCUUUCAUCUAGUCUGUCUUCCUCUGAUGUGGGUAGCUCUCUGCCUGACAAUUUGCUUAGUGUGAGCUGCAGCCGAAAGAGCAGACUGAAGGGAAAGUCUAAAAGCUUAAAGGAAGAGAUUCAUGGGAAAUGUGGAGCUGUGAGUAAACUGAUGGAGAGCAUGGCAGCAGAGGAGGAUUUUGAACCAAGUCAGGACAGCAGUUUUUCUGAAAAUGAAAAUUUUCCUAUGCCUUUGCAUCCUGAACGACCAGUUACUCCUGCACCGCGCUCUUGCAUCAUAGACAAGGAUGAAUUGAAAGAUGGACUGCGUGUUUUGAUUCCAUUGGAUGACAAGCUGCUUUAUGCAGGCCAUGUACAAACUGUCCACUCUCCAGAUAUAUAUCGUGUGGUGGUGGAGGGUGAGAGAGGAAAUCGUCCACAUAUUUACUGCCAGGAGCAGCUGUUGCAAGAAGCUAUUAUAGAUGUAAAGCCUCCUUCUGUCCAUUUUCUAAUGGAAGGAACAAGAAUAGCGGCUUACUGGAGCCAACAAUACCGUUGUCUGUACCCAGGCACUGUUGUGCGUGGAAACUCAGACCAGGAAAAAGAUACAGACUUGGUAACAGUUGAGUUUGAUGAUGGAGAUACAGGGAAGAUACCAUUAUCUCAUAUCCGACUGUUACCUCCAGAUUAUAAAAUACAGUGUGCAGAGCCUUCACCUGCUUUAUUGGUACAGAGUACUAAAAGGAAAGUGCGUAAAAAUAGCAAGGAGAAAACUGAAGUAAAAGAAGACUGCUCCAUGGGUUGUGAAACAUUGUCCGUAACGCGAAAAACCAGGGGUCGAAAACCAAGUGUCAAAUCAGAAGACGCAACCGUUCAAGAAAAUAUAUUCAAAGAUUCCUCACGGACAGCCAAGAAGAUGGAAGAAAAGCAGCUAGAUCUGAUGCAUUCAGAUGUAGAUUUAGAAUGUCCUCAAGUACCACCAGAGAAUCCCACUGAACCAAAUGUUAGAAAGCAUCAAAAAAUUAAAAUGAACAAAAACUAUUGUUCUCGCUCAAUGUCUAAGAGCUUGGUUAGUGGGGAGCUGUACCAUGAAAUAACUGGAGUUGGAUUAAACCAAGAUGUUUUAAAAGGGAAAGUAAAAGCAAAAAGCAAACAGAAACUAGAGGAACAAAGAGAGUUUGCUUCAUUUGGCAGCAGCUAUCGUAAAAACGAAGCUCAACUACUUGUGAAGUUAGACCACGAAGGAGUUAUGUCACCUAAGACAAAAAAAACAAAAGAAGCGAUGAUGAGGCGUGAGAAUUCUAAUAAUACAACAAAAAGAGAUCGUAAGAAAGGGAUAGGUGAAUGUUAUUCUAGUGUGAGUCCCAGCAAACCGAAACAAAAGUCCUCUGGAUCAAAGCCUUGCACAGCAAAGCAGUCUUUAGUGUCUGAAGCUUUUGACCAUACAAGCAGCAACUUAAAAACUAGAUCUGGAAGCAAAAAUGGAGCUCAGAAGACUGAAAAACAGUUGGAGAGCAGUAACAGCAGCUCGGAAUCUGAGGAGGAAGAUGGGCCAAGCAAAAGACCGAACAAAAAUCAUCAUAGCUCUAGUAGCUCAAGAUCUUCAACACCUAAAUCGUCAUCAUCUACCAGCAGCAGUUCUUCAUCCUCUUCCUCGUCGUCAUCUUCUUCCUCCUCCUCUUCUUCAUCAUCUUCAUCCUCUAGUUCCAGUUCAUCAUCAUCUUUAACAGAUGAAGCAUCCUCCAGCAGCUCAGAAGAUGAUGCUGUGACUGCUUCUGUUCCUCCAGAUACUUCUCAAUUGCAGAGCUGCAAAUAUGUGAAAUCUGAAAGCACUUCUAAGACGCCUGUGCAAGUUAAGCAACAAAAGCCGGAGCAAUUGAAAAGUAGUAAAUGCAAACCAAAGAAAAGGGAAGGAAUACACCUCCCUACAACCAAGGAGCUGGCGAAAAGACAGAGACUACCCUCAGUAGAGAACAGGCCAAAAAUUGCUGCUUUUCUGCCUGCUAGACAGCUUUGGAAGUGGUUUGGAAAGCCCACUCAGAGGAGAGGAAUGAAGGGUAAGGCCCGGAAGUUAUUCUACAAGGCAAUAGUCCGUGGAAAGGAAAUUAUUCGCAUUGGGGAUUGCGCUGUGUUCUUAUCUGCUGGACGCCCAAAUCUACCCUACAUAGGAUGCAUUCAAAGCAUGUGGGAGUCCUGGGGAAAUAACAUGGUUGUGAGGGUGAAAUGGUUCUAUCAUCCAGAGGAGACUUGUCCUGCAAAAAAGCUAAAUGAUAGCAAGAAUUGGGAGCAACAAACUGGCAAAGCGAAUACAGCCAGUCUGCAGCCUUCCAUACAAAGGAAAGAUUUUAUGGAGAGGGCACUGUACCGGUCAUCUCAUGUCGAUGAAAAUGAUGUGCAGACGGUCUCCCACAAGUGCUUGGUUGUAGAGCUGGCACAGUAUGAGCAGAUGAUAAAGACAAAAAAGUACCUAGACAGUGAAGAUCUUUACUACCUUGCAGGAACUUAUGAACCGACCACAGGAAUGAUCUACAACACUGAUGGAGUCCCUGUUAUUUGUUAAAUAUACAGGAUUGCAAACUUAAGACUUUUGUUGACAAUCAUUAGUACACUUAUGUUUGAAUACAGAGCGUUGCCUGCAACCUUCUGCAAAGAAAAUUAACACUACGACGUUUCUGAAGUGGAAUUAGUGAU
Molecule: messenger RNA, 8371 nt
Organism: Nanorana parkeri
Lineage: Eukaryota; Metazoa; Chordata; Amphibia; Anura; Dicroglossidae
Gene: TNRC18
Product: trinucleotide repeat containing 18
Exons: 31
Coding region: 123-8240 (2705 amino acids)
Molecular function (GO): chromatin binding
Source: RefSeq, a predicted model, not a curated record